CUCCAACAGGAGCAACGCUGGAGAGCAGCAACUGGUCCACUCGCCUCGCCGGUGCUGCUGCUGCAACACAUACAACCGACCGAGAAGAACCGGCUGAGCGACACGACUGAUUUCGGUGGAAUAAACGCGGCACCGAGCUGCCUUCGCACAUCUCUGCAGGCUUUAACAGUUGACGAGCUGCGCCUCUUCGCCAAUGGCAAGUCCGGUGACAGACAUAGGACAGUCUCAUCAGCAUCACCCUGCGACCGAGUCGGCCGCAGACUCCGCGUUUCAGGAGGCGCAGAAAUGGAUAGAGGCUGCGACGGGAAGAUGUUUUGGUGACAAGGAUUUCAGAGGAGGUUUGGAAAACGGGAUUCUUCUAUGCGAGUUGCUCAGCUGCAUUAAACCCAGCCUAGUGAAGAAAAUUAACAGACUUCCAACACCCAUAGCUGGCCUGGACAACCUCAGUGUGUUUCUGCGAGGCUGUGAGGAGUUGGGACUGAAGGGCUCCCAGCUGUUUGACCCUGGAGACCUGCAGGACACAUCGACACGCCCCGCUGCCAAGGGAAGUGACUGCAGUCGAAAGCUCAAGAAUGUUUUAAUCACCAUCUACUGGUUGGGUCGUGCUGCCAACACCUGUACCUCCUACAACGGGCCCACGCUGGACCUGAAAGAGUUUGAAGGCCUGCUGUCACAGAUGCGAAAGGAGGCAGAGGAGGCAGAGAGCCCUAAACGCAGCAUCCGGGACAGUGGCUACAUCGACUGCUGGGACUCUGAGCGCAGCGACUCUCUUUCUCCGCCACGACACGGACGCGAGGACUCAUUCGACAGCCUGGACUCCUUCGGCUCACGCUCACGACAGACCCCAUCGCCGGAUGUCCUGGUCGCCCGCGGCAGCAGCGAUGGCCGUGGCAGCGACUCGGAGUCCGACGGUCCCCCUCACAGGAAGAUGCCAGACGUUCGUAAGGACGACAUGUUGGCACGGCGAACGUCCAUCAGCGAGCCACGAACUGCCAUGCCUUUCAACCAGUACCUGCCCAACAAGAGCAACCAGAGUGGAUAUGUGCCAACACCGCUCCGCAAGAAAAAGAACGACAAGGAGGAGGGAGGACGGAAGAGCUGGAGUACCGCUACUUCACCUGUAGGGGGAGACAGACCUUUUAGUACUCCAGCUCGCUCGUGCUCAGAGGAGUUCUUCCACCAUUCGACGACUCUAGCGGCAAACGCCACGGCAGGCUCUGUGGCUGCAACAAGCCCCGUCAACACAGCUGGGAAACAUGCACCUGUGGGAGGCCAGGAGGAUGCAGGAGUGAGGAAAAGAGCCGCCGUUUCUCCGGUAGUUGCAGAAGGGGGUGAUAAAGAGGCCUGUCAGAAGCUGACCUCGCCCAAACGUGUCACCACCCCGAGUCCCUCCGACUUCCUUCCUGUGCCCACUGCCAUGGCAACCGCUUCAACAGAAACAAGUGAUACAGGCCGACGGAGGGGACGCACACUGAGCGAAAGGGAUGAGCCGCGUGGACUGACGCCUUGGUUGGACAGCGGUCUUCCAGCAACAUUCAGCCACACAGAUAGUGUGUUAGAUGAUCCACAGAGUGUGAGUAUGAUCGACAUGCGUGGUGAGGAAGAGGGCGUCUUGCAGCCUCACAGUCAAGUGCGUCAUGAACUGAUGCACAACCAGUACAACAAAAUGAAGGAAGAGGAGGAUCACUGGCAGGAUGACCUGGCUCGAUGGAAAAGUCGGAGGAGGAGUAUUUCCCAGGACCUGAUCAAAAAAGAGGAGGAGAGAAAGAUGAUGGAGCGAGUAUUGUCAGGAGACGGCUGCAUCUCUCAGAGGAGAAGAAGCAUCAAGACCUACAGAGAGAUUGUGGAGGACAAGGAGCGGCGUGAGGAGGAGCUGCGGCAGGCCUACAGGAAAGCCAGGACCCCAGAGGAGGCAUCUGCCAUUCUCCAAGGUUAUGCUCAGCGUUUCUCCAUCAGUGAAGCAGUCCUAGAACGUCUGCAGCUGCCAAAGCUCUUGGACCGCAGCAUAUCUGCUGACCCUUCCUUCCCCUGCUCGCCCUUCCCCAUCUCCCUCUCGCUUUCGGCCUCCCCGACGACGCCGGAUCCCUUUGACGCGGAUCCUAACGGGCCCCUGAGGUAUCUGCGCCAGCAGUCGGCCCCGGCUCCAAAGUUCACGUCUACACUGGAGGCACGAAUCGAGGAGUUUCCCAGAGACUCAUCCUCGCACCAGCGGCCUCAGAUUCGCUCUCGCUCUUCUGAACCGCCAACAACCCGAACCUUGUCGCCUAAACCGGUGCCUUUGCUGACGCCCAAGCCUUACUUCCAGUCCCGACCUGCAGAAGCUGAAACUUGGAACAACAAGGCGGAUGGUUUGCUCCGAGUAAACGGCGACAUUAGAAAUGACAACGUUCCCAGCACGCCCGAGAGCCCGAGAGGAAGGGAAUCUCCUCCCCAUUUCCAGGCAUCCCCUUCCAAAACCAGAAACAGUGCUGUAGUGACUCCCUCAUCAGCGGCCUCACUCAGUCACAGUGAAAACACCUCCACUGCAGGAGGAGCUCCAGUGUCACCAAAGGCUAAGGAGACACAAGCUGGCACAGAGGCAGCUUCUGAAGAUGUCCAAGAGGAGAAAGUCACUGAGCAUUCGACACCACCCAGCCGGCCCACCUCGCUCCCCACGGAGCUCCAGAAGCCAGAGGAAAACUUUGGGAAGACAGGAGUCCAGGCAGCAGCUGUUCCAGAGAAAGAAAAGUCAGAUGCUGCAGCUCAUCAAACACCACCUGCAGAAGACAAACAAGAACAAGAAAAGCCUGAAGCAUCCCGGGAAAACCCCUCCAGCCUUGUUCAGCCAGAGGUCAACACACAGCAAGAUCCAACAGUAACUUCCCAGGCAAGAAUUCCCUCUUCCCAAGAGCAGUCACAGAAAACAGAGACGGCACCGAGCUCAUCUGAACCAGGAUCAUUUGAAUAUCACCCUCCGAAGGAAACAACAGCAGAGUUUGAAAUCAGUGUCAGGUCUCCGCUGGCAACCAGCAACCCUAAGUUACGUUGGGAGUUCUUCGCUCCGUCAGAAGACGCUGAGAAGGAUCUUCGUGGAAACGUGUCAGUGCCGGUGUUGCCCCAGGCCAAGCGGGGUGACCGCUGGUCUUGGGACCCGGAUGAGGAGCGAAAGCGUCAGGAAAGGUGGCAGCAAGAGCAGGAGCGCAUGCUGCAGGAGAAGUACCAGCAUGAGCAGGAGAAGCUGAAGGAGGAGUGGGAGAAAGCACAGAAGGAGGUGGCAGAGGAGGAGAGGAAGUACCACGAGGAGGAGCGUAGGAUACUGGAGGAAACUGUGGCGCCUCUGACACCCCGCUCCUCAGCCCUGCCCUCCCCCAGCCGAGGGGAGUUUUCCUCCACCUCUGAACCUCAGGACACCAUCGUCCGUUCGCUGGCGGACUGGGAACGCAAACAGGAACUGCUGGAGAGGCAGUCGAAGCCGAGCACAGAGAGUGUAGAGUGGAAACGAAGAGAAAACGACAGGACCAGUGACAUCAGCACCGCUGACGACAGCAUGAAAACGGGAAGAAGCUCGGUGAGUCAGAGCAGCAGUCAGGUAGAGGUGCUCACUCACAGCCUUCAGAAUGGCCAAAAAGUUCCUCCAGUGCUGACCAAAUCCUCAACUCCAGUCAAGAAACAACAGGAGCCCCCAGCAGACAGUAGCAGACCCAGCCGGCCUGCAGGAGAUCGAAGGAGCGGCCCCAUUGAUAAUAACAUGGGCCGCGGCUCAUCAAAGCCCCCAGCAGCAUGUCCAUCACCGUCAGACACACUGCCUCCAGCACCCAACAGGUCUGUCAGUGGGAAGAAACUGUGCUCCAGCUGUGGUCAACCGUUAGGAAAAGGGGCCGCCAUGAUUAUAGAGACCCUCAGCCUGUACUUCCACAUCCACUGCUUUAAGUGUGGGGUGUGUAAGGGACAGUUAGGUGACACAACUACGGGGACGGAUGUCCGGAUCAGAAACGGUCUCCUCAACUGCCACCAGUGCUACAUCCGUUCCCGCUCGGCCGGACAGCCAACCACAUUGUGACGCUCGACUAAAAAGCACAAGGUUCAAGGAAGAAGCCCCCAUCCCUGUUUUAACCCGAUUAUCUGCAAAUCAUGUCCUUCACAGCGUGUCGGGAUCUUUGCAUCCUCUUCAGCUCAAUAACCAUUGAAGAUUCAUCUUGUGGGCCAAAUAGGGAUCUUGGGGACAAUCAUGUGUUUUAAAAAAAAAAAAAAAAGUAUAUUUCUCGUGUUUAUGUCAUCUGAUAUGUGAGUGACAUCUGGAUUUGAUUGGUCCUCGUGCCACCACAAACUGUUUUUCAUCAUGCAGCGAGAGAGAGAGACUGUUCACAGGCAACGGCCAUGUUGAAAAGAAAAUGCAGUAACAUUUGCAGAUAAACACAGGUAGGCUGUGUUGAUGCCCAGAAUGAACACUAGAAUCAGAUUCUGUUUUCCUGGUUGGAUAAAAACAGAAACAAAAAGAAUAUUUGCUAUGAUGGAAAUGCAGUAUGUCUUUCCUUUAUACCAUAUAAACAAUAUUUUCUUAAUUUGAGGUGAUAAGAAUUUUUAAAAUGGAGUUAAAACUGAACAUAUGAUCAGGCAGCACAGAUUAGAUCUGAAAAGAGAAGAAUUUUAUGCCCCUUUAAUGAAGUAAUAGAUUCAAACAAACCUAAUCUAGGAAGUGCAAUAAAGGUCACUAUAGACACAAAUACAGCAUAUUGUAAUUCACAAUAUUUUAUCCUUCGGCCCACACAGUGACCUCGAAUGUCUCUCGUUCUGUGUACAGAAUAGAACUAGCGUCUAAUAUAAAGACAUAGUAUGGAUGUAGGUUCCUCUUUAGGGCAAUAACAUGACUUGUGAGCUGUUUUUGUGCUUGUGGGUCACAGCAGGUUGUGCGUCGUCAGGUCUGUCAGCUUGGAAGACUUUAAUGUGCCUUAGGAAAGCAAGGUGAAGCAGGAAACAGAACACCAGCUAUAUGGUGUUUAAAUUUUCCUUUCUUGAUUUUUAUUCUUUUUUUUUGAGUCCAGGGAGGGUUUUGGCCAAAUUUAAACUCCUUAAACUCUUUAUUUUCUCAGAUACAAGGAGCGUAAUUUCAUAUCCACCCCUACGAUUCCUCUGUGAUUUGUAGUGAAAUAACAAAGAAAGUUCUUUUUGAAAACACACACCCAAUACAGUGUUUUCACUGCAGGGGAAACCAUUGAUUUAAUUUUGAAUGUUUUAUUCUAGAGCGAUAUAGACUUCUGUAUGCUAUUAAUUGAGGUAAUUUUGAUAAUUGCUCAGUGGUAGAAUUCAUUUAUACAUUUAAAGAUAUUUUAAAAGAUCACCAGUACAUGUUACACGUAGUUAAACGGCAGAGGUAAUCCGAACACUUACCAGCAGCAGUUGCACCUGUGCAAUAUUUGGUUGGAUGAAAACUGAAGAUCCGUGCCGCCAGCUGCACAUUUUAAGUCACUUGCUUCUUUUGUAUGAGAAGAGCUCCAUUAUGUGUCGUGGAUGUAAAACAAUAAAAUGAAAAUAAAUGCACGUUUAAGCCUAAAACCAAAUGAUUUGCUGUAUGAAAGCAAACUAGCAGCCUCUUCCUCCUCCUGAACUGUGUCCUAUAGCCAAGCUUCUCUCUCCGGAUUCAUCUCUCUGAUCUACAGUAUUUUUAAGGUUCUGUUACGAUUGUGUAUUUUUAUUUUUAUCCUCAUUUAGUUAAUGAAUCAGCUGAGUCUCUUAUAGCGGGAUCUUUGAGACAGAGCUCUGUAUUCAGACGGUCUUCUUAACAGGAUAGUUGGGGAAUGAAAACCUUUUACGUCUGUUCUGUAUUUAUUGUAAUAUUCACCUGAACACUAUCCGAAAUAUAGAUUAAUUUGAUGUUUAAAUGCAUCGGCAUUUAUAGCAUACUGUAUGUUUAUAAAUAAAAUGUUAUAAAUUAAAA
This is a messenger RNA of Amphiprion ocellaris (clown anemonefish), 5914 nucleotides long. RefSeq names its product LIM and calponin homology domains-containing protein 1. The transcript is spliced from 28 exons. NCBI's taxonomy places the organism in Eukaryota, Metazoa, Chordata, Actinopteri, Pomacentridae. Gene Ontology annotation, cellular component: stress fiber. The coding region runs from base 194 to 4039 and encodes 1281 amino acids. The record is from RefSeq and is a predicted model, not a curated record. Gene Ontology annotation, molecular function: myosin II head/neck binding. Gene Ontology annotation, biological process: positive regulation of stress fiber assembly; regulation of focal adhesion assembly.